This is a messenger RNA of Naumovozyma dairenensis CBS 421, 795 nucleotides long. RefSeq names its product succinate dehydrogenase iron-sulfur protein subunit SDH2 (gene SDH2). The record is from RefSeq and is a predicted model, not a curated record. Bases 1 to 795 code for a protein of 264 amino acids. NCBI's taxonomy places the organism in Eukaryota, Fungi, Ascomycota, Saccharomycetes, Saccharomycetales, Saccharomycetaceae. Gene Ontology annotation, cellular component: mitochondrial membrane. Gene Ontology annotation, molecular function: 2 iron, 2 sulfur cluster binding; electron transfer activity. Gene Ontology annotation, biological process: respiratory electron transport chain; aerobic respiration; tricarboxylic acid cycle. The transcript has a single exon.
AUGUUAAGUACGUCCAUGAAAAGUAUAUAUUCAUCUUCUCUAAAUGCUUUCGGUAGAAGGUAUUUUAGAGUUGGUCUCCCACAGGCUCAGCGAUUAAAACAAUUCAAAAUUUAUAGAUGGAAUCCAGAUAGCCCUGCUAAGAAGCCCUUCUUAGAAACAUUCCAAGUUGAUUUAGAUGACUGCGGGCCAAUGGUUCUAGAUGCCCUUAUAAAGAUUAAAAACGAGAAAGAUUCAAGUUUGGCAUUCCGUAGAUCAUGCAGAGAAGGUGUGUGUGGGUCAUGUGCAAUGAAUAUCGGAGGAAGAAAUACACUGGCCUGCACAUGUGAAAUCGACAAUAAUCUGAAGCAAGAAACCAAAGUUUACCCUUUACCACAUAUGUUCAUCAUUAAGGAUCUAGUUCCCGAUUUAACCAAUUUUUUCCAACAAUAUAAAUCCAUACAACCGUACUUACAGAGAAACUCUUUCCCAAAGGGAAGAGAAAUCCUACAAAGCCCUGAGGAUCGUAAGAGGCUGGAUGGAUACUAUGAAUGUAUCCUUUGUGCAUGUUGCUCUACCGCAUGCCCAUCUUAUUGGUGGAACCAGGAACAAUAUUUGGGACCUGCAGUAUUACUACAAGCUUAUCGUUGGCUUGUCGACUCAAGAGAUCAAGCUUUUAAGGAAAGGAAGAAGAUGUUGGAAAAUGCGUUAUCACUAUAUAGGUGCCAUUUUAUACUGAAUUGUACAAGGACUUGUCCAAAGGGAUUGAAUCCCGCCUACGCAAUUGCACAAAUAAAGAAACAGUUGGCAACCUUUUAG